Molecule: messenger RNA, 3362 nt
Organism: Schistocerca gregaria
Lineage: Eukaryota; Metazoa; Arthropoda; Insecta; Orthoptera; Acrididae
Exons: 3
Coding region: 680-1330 (216 amino acids)
Source: RefSeq, a predicted model, not a curated record
ACAGUCAUAUGUGUUGCUGUGCCUGCCGUGCGUCUGCUCCACAUGUGUGCAGUAUAUUUCUAUUAUUAAUGUGCUGAUCAGAAGGAAGUAUGAGUGACAUCAGAGAGUCGAGGCCUCCUCCCCCGUCAUGGAUAAAUAGAGAAUUUGUAGAGACUGCGCUUAACAAUGACGGUAAUGGUGAGAAAGUGACCGUAGAAUCAUUUACUGUGGACUACGCCAACAAGGAAGGGGCGGGCUUCAUGAGUCACAUGUUCAGAGUGGUUGCUGCCAUUAGACAAGAAGACAGUGGCAACCACUCCAAGGCGCAUCUCAUAGUGAAGUGCCGCGAUCAGCAAGGACAGUUGCAGGAGCUGGUCGAGGAAAACAACGUGUUCGAGAUGGAAGCCCUACUGCUGUCCGAGGUUAUGCCACUGGUUCACGGCGCUCUCAGGGCAGUGGAAGGGGCAGCGUUCGGGCCCCUGGCCGCGCGCUGCUACUUGCCCGGGGGGCGGCCCUCGCAGUUCCUGGUGAUGGAGGACCUGUCGGAGUCCGGCUUCACGCUGGCCAAGGCGGGGCACCAGCUGGACUACCACCACUGCGAGCCUACGCGCGUCUGCACGCGGCCUCGGCCAAAGUCCUCGACGACCAUCCCCACUACAAGGUGGUAUACGACCCGAGCAAGUCUGCAGAUGAGCGCCAGAUGCAGCUCUUCAAGGAGAUGUGUGACAAAGUGUUCAGCGCCGUGGCCAACGCUUUGAAGCGCUGUCCGGGGUACGAGGGCUACGCCGAAAAAUUUACACGCAUUUCUGAGAGGGUCGUCGAGGGAACGAACAAAUUUUGGACUUCUAAGGACGUAUUGCUACCCGUUAUUCUACACGUCGACUGUUGGAAAAACAAUUUCAUGUUCAAAUACGUGGAUGGCGCUGUUGCUGACGUAAGGAUUGUGGAUUUCCAGUUUAGCAAAGUGCACAGCCCGGCCGCCGACGUGCAGUGUUUCCUGAACGCCAACGCCAGCGAGCAGCUGCACCGCCAGCACUUUGACAGCCUGGUGGAGGAGUACCACGGCGCGCUGCAGCGCACUCUGCGAGCCCUGGGAAUGCACCAGCAGGCGGACGCCUACCCGCUGAGGCAGCUGAGGGCCGACAUGGACCGGGCGGCGGUGCUGGGGCUGUUCAACAGCGCGUUGCGCGGACUCCACCUGGCCACGGAGAGCCACUCCGAGCAAGUCGGCCAGGCCUUCAAGAAAUCUGACGAGUCCAGUGCGGCGCUAGCAGCCACCUACAGCAAUCCCGAAUGUGUUUCCUACUUGAAGUAUAUUGCGCCCAUAUACGAGAGCAAAGGUCUUCUGUGACCAGGGACGAUAAUCUAAGCACACAGUGCAAAAAAUUAGUUCUCACCCCGCUCACAGGAUACAUCGCGUUAAUACCAUGUAACACUACUUCUGACUCUCAUAAUGGGCUCAUUUCUGAGAGGAACAGACUCUACAAGUAUCUUCAGGUAUUUCGUACCCAGCUGAAACACCUCAUUGAUGGUCAGAUCCUAUUGAGAUACCAAACUGCGGGGAAAUUAUUGUUAAUUUCAAUCCACUGUUGCAGACAUUUUCUACGCAUUCUCUGAUUUACUGCACCAUACGAGGUGCAAUAAAGUGCUAGAGUGUUAGGCGAAAAUGGAACUUAUUUGUGCAUCCCUUGAACAUGACUGUUUUGAUCUUAAAAAAAAAGAAAGGACAACACCGAGAUUGUUGAAAUACAGAUUGGCCCAGAAGUCCGAUAACAUUUGAUAAUUCAAUACUUCACUGAAUAAUUUACAAAUAAACAUAAAAAUUGACACACGUGCUUGAAAUAACAUACGGUUUUAUUGAAAAUAAAAAGAAGUGUACAAAAUGGCCAACAGAUGGCGCUUCCUAUAAUACAAAAGCAAUAAUUAGCGUAAAAUUUGAUCUUUAGCAAAGACGAUGUUUUUUUACAGCAAAUGCUCAAUAUGUCAGCCGUCGUUCCUCAAUAAUAUUUGUAGUCGAAGGGAGAAUGUCGUGAAGAGAACUGUACAGCAUAUCAGAAGGGCAUGGUGAGAAAUUGCGGUCGGAUAUUAGUCUUUCAGGUUCCGUAAUGAGGUCGGACGACUGCGGUAAAGUUGCAACUUCAGGUAAGCCCACAGCCAAUAGCUACACGGAUUGAGGUUUGCGACGUGAGAGACGAAGCAUGACGGAAGUGGCGGCUCUGCUUGCGUUUCUCACCAAACAUCGUGCGCAAGAGAUCGUUCGCUCAUGAAGCGCCAUUCUAAAUAACAGUCGUACGUUCCAGCAGGUGUUCAUCAGCCGGGCUAUUGAUGUUGCUGCUGUGUAACAUAUCGGAGUACCAACGCCCCUUCGUGCUACUUCAGUGACGUCCAGCGCCUUAUGUUGGCCGGUUUGUGCACUCGUUUUUGAUUUGAAUACAGCCUCUUUUCAUUUCAAGGAUGUAUGUCAGGUUUUACCUCUGUACCUACAGUAUUCCGUGAAACAGACUUUUGGGUCACUCUGUGAACAAUCUGUUUCGUGUAACCAGUCUUCUGAAUGAGUGGGUCCCUUCGUGGAACAAAAAACACCUCCAAAACAUCAGAGUACCAUCCAUGAUCUAAGCUACACCCUCCACACCACGAGUGCUAAAUUUUUAAUUGACUCGUCAGUGCACUCGACGCAUUGCAUUAUUUGAAAAGAGCCUGUGACACUAUCGCUGCACCUUUUUGCUGUAUCAGUAUAUAGAUAAUAGCCAAGUUUGGUAUUUGAAUACUCCCUCCGGUAGGAUUUUCACAAAUUUAACCACGAAAUGCCUAUAGGAUUUUUGCUUAUCGAACUUGAAAUUAAAGUUACGUAUAGAAACACAGAAAGUGUCAGAUCCAAUUUAGAUAAUGUUUUUGACUAAUCAAAUUUAUUCAAAUGAAAAGCAAUACGGUCGCCAGUCUAAUUAGACAUAGAAAUAUGAAACAUUUAUUUUAAAGAAAAAGUAAAUAGUUUUGAUGGGAAAACACCACCUAUAGUCCUUUCUUACGAAAGUGCAAUGAACCCUAUCACAAGCAGAAAAAUGUUAUAGUGGAUAAAAGCAGAUAUUGUGAGAUAUUCUCACAACCACAAAUGACACUUUAACACUCAUCAACAGUAAAUACCUUGCCAAACCUGAAUUAUUUCAUCAUCACGGCAAUUGCAAUGCAUUACUAAACUAGAAAUGGACAUGGGCCUAGUGUUAUUUCAUCAGAUAUUUCUUACAUAGCACAAAUUUAAUUAAAAUCGACUUACAAUAAGAUUCACACAUUCCUUAGUAAGCAAAUGUUGUAACUGUGUUUGUGAAUAAGGUCACUCAUAGUAGAUUCACCUUCAGUAAUAAAAACAGUAAGUAGGGGAAUCCCAA